Molecule: messenger RNA, 5841 nt
Organism: Homo sapiens (human)
Lineage: Eukaryota; Metazoa; Chordata; Mammalia; Primates; Hominidae
Gene: METTL2B
Product: methyltransferase 2B, tRNA N3-cytidine
Exons: 9
Coding region: 19-1155 (378 amino acids)
Biological process (GO): tRNA methylation
Cellular component (GO): cytoplasm
Molecular function (GO): tRNA (cytidine-N3)-methyltransferase activity
Source: RefSeq, marked reviewed
GUUUCCGGCUCCGGUGUCAUGGCCGGCUCCUACCCUGAAGGUGCACCUGCAAUCCUCGCCGAUAAGAGGCAGCAGUUCGGAAGCCGGUUCCUGAGCGAUCCGGCGCGCGUCUUCCACCACAAUGCCUGGGACAAUGUGGAGUGGUCGGAAGAGCAAGCCGCGGCGGCGGAGAGAAAAGUCCAGGAGAACAGUAUCCAGCGGGUGUGCCAGGAGAAACAAGUUGAUUAUGAGAUCAAUGCCCACAAAUACUGGAAUGACUUCUACAAAAUCCACGAAAAUGGGUUUUUCAAGGAUAGACAUUGGCUUUUUACCGAAUUCCCUGAGCUGGCACCUAGCCAAAAUCAAAAUCAUUUGAAGGAUUGGUUCUUGGAGAACAAGAGUGAAGUAUGUGAAUGUAGAAACAAUGAGGAUGGACCUGGUUUAAUAAUGGAAGAACAGCACAAGUGUUCUUCGAAGAGCCUUGAACAUAAAACACAGACACCUCCUGUGGAGGAGAAUGUAACUCAGAAAAUUAGUGACCUGGAAAUUUGUGCUGAUGAGUUUCCUGGAUCCUCAGCCACCUACCGAAUACUGGAGGUUGGCUGUGGUGUGGGAAACACAGUCUUUCCAAUUUUACAAACGAACAAUGACCCAGGACUCUUUGUUUAUUGCUGUGAUUUUUCUUCCACAGCUAUAGAACUGGUCCAGACAAAUUCAGAAUAUGAUCCUUCUCGGUGUUUUGCCUUUGUUCACGACCUGUGUGAUGAAGAGAAGAGUUACCCAGUGCCCAAGGGCAGUCUUGAUAUUAUCAUUCUCAUAUUUGUUCUUUCAGCAGUUGUUCCAGACAAGAUGCAGAAGGCUAUCAACAGGCUGAGCAGGCUUCUGAAACCUGGGGGGAUGGUACUUCUGCGAGAUUACGGCCGCUAUGACAUGGCUCAGCUUCGGUUUAAAAAAGGUCAGUGUCUAUCUGGAAAUUUCUAUGUGAGAGGUGAUGGAACCAGAGUUUACUUCUUCACACAAGAGGAACUGGACACGCUUUUCACCACUGCUGGACUGGAAAAAGUUCAGAAUCUGGUGGACCGCCGACUGCAGGUGAACCGAGGGAAGCAACUGACAAUGUACCGGGUUUGGAUUCAGUGCAAAUACUGCAAGCCCCUUCUGUCCAGCACCAGCUAAGAGGCACCUGCUGCCAACACGAUGCAAGCCCGUUGUGUUUCCGAGCUUUUUUAAAAAAAAAUUUGUAGCACCGGGCAUGGUGCAUGCCUGUAAUCCCAGCCACUCAGGAGGCUGAGGCAGGGAGGAUCCAUUGAGCCCAGGAGUCCAGCCUGGGCAAAAUAGCGAGAGACCCUGAAUCUGAAAGUAAUGAUAAAAUAAAAAGAAUAUAAAUGAGGUCUCGUUGAUGCUGGACAAUUCAAGAAUUCAGACUUGAACCUUAAACCUAGGAAAAGUUACUUUGUAUCAGGAUUCUAACAAUUAUGCUUCAUAUUUGUGAAGUCCUUUAAAACAUAAUUUUCUCAAGUUCUUUCUUUGAGACCUCAAUCUGUCUUAGCAUUUUGUAACUAAUAACUGAAAUUUUAUUCAAAGGAAUUGUAAACCUUAAACCACCAUUUAUUUCCAUGUGAAAAAGUGUUAUAUAUGACAAGUGUUUUUUGAUUGUAAUUGCGUUAAAUCUUUUGAGAGUGUAAAUGCCGGGCUAGGCAAUUGCAGUUAAUACAUACAGGGGUUAGUGAAGGGCUUAUUAAGUUGUAGGGGAAGCAAGCUGGGAAGAAUCAGAUCAGAUAUUUUCCUGACAAGAAAAAAAUGACCCUGUAGACAGCAUCAAAAUGUGGUGUUCUUGUUAAGUAAUUGAUCGUGGUCUUUGCUUUAAUCUUAGUUCCGCCAGGCACGGUGGCUCACACCUGUAAUCCCAGCACUUUGGGAGGCCGAGGCGGGCAGAUCACCUGAGGUCAGGAGUUCGAGACCAGCGUGGCCAACAUGGUGAAACCCCGUCUCUACUAAAGAUAAAAAAAUUAGCUGGGUGUGUUGGUGGGUGCCUGUAAUCCAGCUACUCGGGAGGCUGAGGCAGGAGAAUCACUUGAACCCAGGAGGCAGAGGUUGCAGUGAGCUGAGAUUGCGCCACUGUACUCCAGCCUGGGCAACAAAGCAAGACUCUGUCUCAAAAAAAUAAAAAUAAAAAAAAUCUUAGUUCCAUGGAAUUUUAAGCACUGUUCCCCCUCUAACCUAUGUCUAAAGAAUUAAAAGAAUUUGGCUGGGUGCGGUAGCUCAUGCCUGUAAUCCCAACACUUUGGGAGGCUGAGGCAGGUGGAUCACGAGGUCAGGAGAUCGAGACCAUCCUGGCUAACACGGUGAAACCUCGUCUCCACUAAAAAUACCAAAAAAAAUAGCUGGGCAUGGUGGCAUGCGCCUGUAGUCCCCUGUAGUCCCAGCUACUCGGGAGGCUAAGGCAGGAGAAUCGUUUGAACCUGGGAGGCAGAGGUUGCAGUGAGCCGAGAUCAUGUCACUGCAUUCCAGCCUGGGCAACAGAGGAAGACUCUGUCUCAAAAAAAUAAAAGAAAAGAAUUUUCACUUUUUGCAAAAUUAUCUUUUUUUACUGCACCCUUAAGUGUUUGACACAAAAGGAAUUGAGAGAACUUCUUAAUUUUAACCACAUCAUCACUUCACUUCUGAAUGUGAUCACUGUCAGUGUUAGAUGCUUUUUUUUUUUUUUUUUAGGAGACAGGGCUCUCACUUUGUUGCCCAGGCUGGAGUUCAGUGGUGCAAUGAUAGCUCAUUAUCACCUCGAACUUCUGGCUUGAGCCAUCGCUCCACCUCAGCCUCCUGAGUAGCUAGGACUGCAGGUGGGCACCAUCAUGCCUAGCUAAUUGUUAGAUCCUUUUUUUUUAUGUUCUGCAUUUUUUCAAUUAUUUUUACAUAUUUCUGUCUUGAUCCAUGCAGUUAUAGGAUAUAUCCUUAAUUUUAGAAAGUAAGGACUUUUCGACCAGGCAUGGCGGCUCACGCCUAUAAUCCCAGCACUUUGGGAGGCUGAGGUGGGCAGAUCACUUGAGGUCAGGAGUUCCAGUCCAGCCCGGCUAACAUAGUGAAACCCCGUCUCCACUAAAAAAUAAAAAAUCAGCCCGGCAUGGUUGUGGGCGCCUGUAAUCCCAGCUACUCAGGAGGCUGAGGUAGGAGAAUUGCUUGAACCUGGGAGGCGGAGGUUGCAGUGAGCUGAGAUGGUGCCAUUGCACUCCAGCCUGGGCGACAAGAGCGAAACUGCAUCUCAAAAACAAAGAUGCCUAGCUUUCACCUUGUUGAUGUUUUUCUAAAUUUUGGAAUAAUAAAUUUAUAUAGGAAUACUGCAAGAAUAGUCCAUUUUUUUCUGAUGUCCCAACAUCAGCAAAUAUAUUACCAAAUAUAUCCAUCACAAGUAGGAAUACAUGGAAACAUUAAUGCCAGCCACUAACCAUUCAUGUUUACCCAGUAGUCCCAAUAAUAGCUUUGUCACACAAAAACAUGAUUAUGUUGGCUGGGCACAGUGGCUCCUGUAAUCUUAGCAUUUUGGGAGCCCAAGGCAGGAGGAUGACUUGAGGCCAGGAGUUCAAGACCAGGCUGGGUAAUGUAGCAAGACCCUGACUUUUUUUUUUUUUUUUUUUGAGAUGGAGUUUCGCUCUUGUUGCCCAGGCUGGAGUACAAUGGCACGAUCUCGGCUCACUGCAAUCUCCACCUCCCAAGUUUAAGUGAUUCUCCUGCCUCAGCCUCCCAAGUAGCUGGAAUUACAGGCAUGCAGCACCAUUCCCAGCUAAAUUUUUUGUAUUUUUAGUAGAGACAAGGUUUCUCCAUGUUGGUCAGGCUGAUCUCGAACUCCCGACCUCAGGUGAUCUGCCCGCCUCAGCCUCCCAAAGUGCUGGGAUUACAGGCGUGAGCCACCACGCCCGGCCAAGACCCUGACUUUUUAAAAAAUGUUAAACAUAGGCCGGGUGCAGUGGCUCACGCCUGUAAUCCCAGCACUUUGGGAGGCCGAGGUGGGCGGAUCAUUUGAGGUCAGGAGUUCGAGACCAGCCUGGCCAACUUAAUGAAACCCCAUCUCUGCUAACAAUACAGACCAGGCAUGGUGGCUCACACCUGUAAUCCCAGCACUUUGAGAGACCGAGGCAGGUGGAUCACCUGAGGUCGGGAGUUCGAGACCAGCCUGACCAACAUGGAGAAACCCCGUCUCUACUAAAAAUACAAAAUAGCCAGGUGUGAUGGCGCAUGCCUGUAACCCCAUCUACUUGGAAGGCUGAGGCAGGAGAAUCACUUGAAUCUGGGAGGCAGAGGUUGCAGUGAGCCGAGAUGGCGCCAUUGCACUCCAGCCUGGGCAACAAGAGUGAAACUCCGUCUCAAAAAAAAAAAAAAAAAAAAAUUAGCUGGGCAUGGUGGUGGGCGCCUGUAAUCCCAGCUAUCUGGGAGGCUGAGUCUAGAGAAUCAUUUGAACCUGGGAGGCGGAGGUUGCAGUGAGCCGAGAUCGCACCAUUGCACUCCAGCCUGGGCAACAGUGAGACUCCGUCUCAAAAUAAAAAAACAAAAAAAAUGUAAAAAAUAAAUAAUUGUAUUGAAUUUAUUAGUUGUGUCUCAGUCUCCUUCAGUCUACAGUUUAGGCUUGCUUUUGCACCUUUGCAUUUUAAGGUAAGAGGCUAUUGUGUAAACUCGAAUUGGGUUUGUUGGUGUUUCUUCAUGAUUUGGUUCAGGCUCUGCAUUUUGGGCAGGAAUAUUCAGAGGUGAUGCUGUGUUCCUCCCAUAGGAUCGUAUCAGGCGACACAUGAUUAUGAAUUUCCCCAUUAUUGGUGAUGUCACUUAGUUGUGUUGUCUGCCAGGUUCUGCCACUGUAAAGUUAAUAAGUAUUUUGUAGGGAAGUGCUUUGAGACUAAAUAUCCUGUUCCUCAUCAAACUUCUACCCCCUAGUUUCAGUAUCUAUUGCUGUUUUUUGUCUGAAUAACUAUGAUAGUUGCCAAAUAGUGGUUUCUGAUCCUUCCAUUCCUUCUACACUGAUUGGUUGGUAUUUUGUACAGAAAAGCUUUCUCAUAUCUGAUUUACUUGUCUCAAUAUGGACCCAUGGGUAUUUGAGUUUCUUGUGGGGUUAUUUGUUGUUGUUUUUGAGACAGGCUCACCCAGGCUGGAGUGCAGCAGCACGAUCACUGCUUACUGCUUACUGCAGCCUCGACCUCCCAUGCUCAAGUGAUUCUCCCACCCCAGCCUCCCAAGUAGAUGGGACUACAGGCAUGUGCCACCAAGCCUAAUUUUUGUAUUUUUUGUAGAGACAGGGUUUCACCAUGUGUCCCAGGCUGGUCUUGAGCUCCUGAGCUCAAGCAAUCCUCCCACCUCGGCCUCCCAAAGUGCUGGGAUGAGCCACCGUGACUGGCCCCACUUAAUGGGUUUUCAGAGGUGGGAGCAAAGAAUGAAGGGAGGAAGAGAGCUCCCAUCUUUUCCAUUACCGUAUUUACUUAAAACUGGAAAAAACUGAAUCACUGGGAUGGUAUUUCAUUUAUCUUUUGAAAUGAAGAAUAGAUACAUUAAUUUAAAUGAUUCUCUAAAGACUGUCCUUCAGCAUCCCUAAAGCAUUGCAAAACUAUAGGCACAGUUUUUAUUUUAUCUUUCUGGCACCUGGUUUGGGCUUUGGCUUAGAUUAAAAAGACGAGCCUUCUCCUGCCCCUGCUCCCUUUUAUUCCCUGCCAUCUGCUAAGCUCGACUUUUUAUCUCUCAGGCCAAAUUUGACUCUGUAAGGGACUUUGCAUAACGUUUCAUCCUCAGAAUCGCUAAUGAUGGGCAGAGGACUGUUACAUGUGUUGGGAGGGAUUAAAGUAUAUGACCUCAGUGCCACUUAAAAAAUAAAUACUGUCUCAACUAUCA